Molecule: messenger RNA, 4315 nt
Organism: Carassius carassius (crucian carp)
Lineage: Eukaryota; Metazoa; Chordata; Actinopteri; Cypriniformes; Cyprinidae
Product: ras-associating and dilute domain-containing protein-like
Exons: 16
Coding region: 469-3846 (1125 amino acids)
Biological process (GO): neural crest cell migration; signal transduction; substrate adhesion-dependent cell spreading
Cellular component (GO): microtubule
Molecular function (GO): GTPase binding
Source: RefSeq, a predicted model, not a curated record
CUCAGGGAAUGCAGACGCCGAAGCAUGCAGACUAUAGUGUAGAAGGGGGAAAGGGAUAAACAGCUCCAACGACCGCCCAAGAAUAGCGGCGAAACACAAAACCAGCAGGUAGACAUUGUCGCAUUCCAUGACAGUGGCUGGGCGGACCUAAACUGUAUCCCACCGGCCCGGAGAGCUAAUUUAACAUGAACAAGACGAAAUGCUGGCAAAUGUCAAUAAUAGGAGUCAAGCGAGCGGCUUGUGAAGGAUCAGAGCUCUGAGACUGGCUGGCGGAGCCCCGUUAAGACGCACAAGCGGAUUAGGACUCGAGAGCAGGUGCCUUUGUUGGCUCGCGCCGUUGCUAGUGGAGACCCGCAGUAGCCUGACGCGCUUCUUCAAAAUGAAUGCCUUCCAAUGAGAGUUUCUUCCGCAAACGCCGAAUAGAACGAGCUUGACAGGAGUUUUUUAACCAAUGUAAGUUCCGGCACCAUGUUCUACGGUUCCUCAUCUGCCAGCAUGUCUCUGCCAUCCAAGAACCGUCUGAAGCGUCAAAGUCGCACUUUUACACAGGUUCUGUAUCGGACACUGAGUUAUCGGGAUCGUCGUUCUGUUACCGACCUACCUGAGCAGGUACGGGAUGAUCCAGCUGAGCUUUCCACCCAAUCAUCUGCACCAGGUGUGCUGAAGAUAUUUGGUGAUGAAAUCAGUGCUGGCGCUAACUACAAAAGUGUUCUUGCCACACCUCGUUCCAGUGCCCAAGAGUUGAUCAAAGAGGCGCUUGAGCGCUAUUCUCUAAACAAGGUCUCAGCCUGUAGCUAUGUGUUAUGUGACGUGAUUGGACGGUUUGAGGGCCCAGAUCGACGGUGGCGGACUGAGUGCCUUCGGGCACUAGGGAACAACGAGAAACCCCUCCUCUUGCAGGACCUCUGGAAGCCAAAGGAGGGUUAUUCUCGCCGUUUUGAGCUCAGAAGAAGAGCCGAGGUUGAGGAACUGGCAGCAAAAGAGAAGGACACAGUCACUGCAGAUAUCAAUGCUCAAGCAAGGAAGUUGCAAAGAAACCGUGCUAAAGGUACAAUGACACUCCAGCACGGCUCCACAUUUUGCCGCAGCCUCAGUGAAACCAGCCUUAACUUGGAUCUGCCUGGUGAGGAACCUAAACGGUACUACUCCACCCUCCCAGGGCCAAUCAGAGCACGCUCCGCACGAGAUGCAGAGAACCGUAAAGAACGAGAUGGGGGAGGAGUUAAACAUUCACUCUACCAAUCACCACACUUGCUGCUCCUUCAAGGGUACAACCAACAGGAUUGUCUUGUUUACCUUUUGAAUCGAGAGCAACACACAGUUGGUCAGGAAACAGCAUCAGCACGGCCAAAUAUCUGCCUGUCGUCUCCGGAUGUGCUUCCACUUCACUGCCGAAUACGUCGUGCAUCGCAACGGCGCUCUUCCUCAGACCAGCAGUUACUUUUGGAGCCUGUCGCCCAUGGCAGUGUACUGGUUAACUUCACGCGUAUUGAGCGGCCCACUCCACUACGUCAUGGGGAUUUGCUGUCCUUUGGUGCUCAUUACAUCUUCCUAUACAAAGAUCCACUAAGUGCGAAACCACUUCCUGCCCAAACUCUCACUCGACUCCGAGCGCUGGCACGAAUAUGCGAUAGUGAGUCAGCUGGUGUGCCUGAGAAAGGAGAGGCAUGUCGUAUGUGUGGCGCCGCAUUACAUGAACCAGUGGCAUCUCGGCGCAGCUCUAAGGCACCAGUGCGAGGUGCACAGAAACGAAAGCUCCUGCUGGAAUUUGAGUGGGCUCACGAGGAUGCUCUGGUGAACCGGGUGCUGACACUUAUUGAGCCGAGUGGAGAUGACCACAAGCUGACACCAGCAUAUUUGCUUUGUCUAUGCAUCAAACACUCAGCUCAUACAUUUCCACCUGGCAGCUUUGGUAAACUAUUGCUGAAAAUUGCCAAGAGGAUUCAGACAAUAGCAUGGGAGAAGACAAAGGAGUUGGCACAGAAGCAAGCUCAGCAUCAAGAUCCUACCUCGCUCUCUCUGCUCAACAUCUCAGACCUAGUACCUGAUCUCCAGUUCAUUUUCUUCUGGAUGUCCAAUGCCAUCGAAAUACUGUAUUUCAUUCAGCAGAAAUCUCCUUCGUACAUGCAGACUAUUGAGCUCAUGGAUGAUAAAGUGGGAUCUAAAGAAUCUCUCCUUUCAGCAACAAUAUCAGCAAAUGAAGAAGCUAUGACCAUACUAGAGGAACUGAUCAUGUACACCUUUCAGCAGUGUGUUUAUUACAUCACUAAGUCUUUGUACAUUGUGUUGCCUGGCCUGUUGGACUGUAACCCAUUUGGGAUGGAGCCUUCAUCAGAGCAGUGCCGGCGGGCAGUUGGAGUGUGUGUGUGUGCCGUGUGUGUGAUGCCAGAGGCAGUCCGCAGGGUGGUGAGUGUGUUUCAGACUACAUCAGACCUGCUGCAACAGUACCAGGUUCAUUCAGAGAUUCAGAGUCAAAUGUUCGCCUACCUCUUCUUCUUCACCAACGUCUCGCUCUUCAAUCAACUCAUCGAUAAAGGCCCUGCACGUGGCUGGUUUCAACGUUCUCGGGUCCUGCAGAUCCAGGCUAGUGUGAAACUGCUGCUGGACUGGGCUAAAGGAGCAGGGCACAAUCAUCUCGCCCAGAAAUUCUUUGCCAAGUUCUGUAGCGCUAUAAGCAUCCUGGCUACACCCCCUCAACAGCUUUCACAGAUGAGUUGGAAGGCUUUGUGUGCAGAGCAUCCGUCUCUGAAGCCUGUCCAGCUACAUAGAAUCCUCACACAGUACCAGCUCAUGGCUGAGCUCGGUCCUGUACCAAUCUGGCAACCCAGCAAUGACGAUGAGGCAUAUAUCUACAGAACAGUUGAUCUACUGGAGAGUUUUGAGAACCACCCUCCAAUUGUGCUGCCGAGUGCUGGAUUCAAGGUGGACCUGGAGAGCGACAGUGUAGAGGACAGUAUAUACCGCCAACUACUUUACGUUCGUCACUUCCUUUGGGGUCUUCGUACCAAAACCCAUUCUUCUAAUGGCUGUGCAGACCGUCAGGAUGCCCAGCGUGAGACACCUCAGCCUCACUCCAGUCCACAUCCAGCAGCUCCUUUGCGUGGGGAGGGUGAGGGUGAGGUGCGGGGCUCCUCAGUGGGUCUUGGAGGUAGAGGAGAGGGAGCGGGAGCUGAGGAACGACCACGAGACAAGCCUCCACACAGCAUUCAUUACAGAAAUGGGACCAGCCGUUACACCAACCAAACCCAAGGGACAGACUCUUCCUGUAUACUGACUCCAACUAAUACGCCCCUCUGUCCGGAACACACGUAUAUACACUCCAACACACAGUCCAAUCAUGCCCACUACCCUGAGCAUGCUUCACAAGAGCACACACAUACACACUCUCACACAAAGUCCAAUGGUUGCAUGCGUUCUACUCCAGAACACAAGAAAAUCAAUGGCUUCAUCAACAAUGGCAUUGAAGGCCCUUUGAGUGGUUGUGGUUUUCCUUUCCCUGUCCCUGUCUCUCAUCUGGCCCCAAACUCUGAUGAUAUCUGUUCCGUCUUUAUAGUGGACCUGGAUAAAGGACCUUACGGCCUGGGAAUGGGACUUAUCGAUGGACUUCACACCCCUCUGAACUCUCCUGGAAUCUACAUCAGGACACUGAUUCCAGAUGGACCAGCUGCUGCAGAUGGGCGACUUUGCAUUGGUGACAGAAUCCUGGCAGUGAAUGGAACCAGUCUCAUUGGAGCAGACUACCAGAGUGCUGUGGAUUUGAUUCGUCUGGGUGGAGGACGGCUCCGGUUUCUUGUCGCCAAAUCAGAUCUUGAAGUAUCAGAAAAGAUCAGUGCCUCUUCCUGCUGAGAGAGAAGCUGCAAAUGUGACCCUCUACCUAGACGAAAUAUGAGGAGGACAGCGAUUCCUCUUUUCCAAGACUGGAGAACAAGCACACUAUAAGAUCUCUCAGUGACUACAGCCCUGUACAAUACUGCACUCUUUCUCAUUCAGAAUGACAUUUUGACAUCUCUGUCUUACCUUACCUCUUAGCCAGACUGGUUUUGUUUCUUCAAUGUCAAGGAAUACUGAAGGAGAAGGUAUUUGUGCACAUAAUCUGGCUGAUACUGUAAAAACAAUAUUCACAAUAUAGCAGACAUGAAAUGGGGCAAAAGUGGAUCUUAAGAUGGCUAACUUGCUCUUAAAUAGAAACCAAACAAUCUAGAUAAACAAUAAAACAAUUAAAUAAAAAAAAAUCUUCAAUGGCUUCGCUAAAAGGCACAAAUGCGUCUUUUAACAAAUAACCUUAAUGGAUGAAAAAAAAAAAAUUGACAUGAAU